AUGAACGAUGUACCUUCACCAGCUACUGGUAUUGCUUCUACUAGUACUACUCCAGCAAGACGGAAUAACAGUUUAUUGAAAAAGACUAAACGUCGAUCCACCAUCUUGUCACGUUCUGCUAAUCAAUCAGAACCCAUCGUCGAGAAUCCAAACAACUCUCCACAGAUCAACGAGCAAUUAAAAAAUGAAUAUGAAACUGUACGCGCAAUGAAUCGAGUUCUUGAAAUAUCACUCAAGCAUUUUGAAGAGGCUAGUGAGCGUAUCCAUCAGUUUUCUGAAACCAUUAAUCGAACUGAUCAUUUGCUUGAUCUGUGGCUAUCCGUUUUGGAGAAAACAGAAGAGAUUCGCUCCUAUGUUGAAAACAGUAAUAUACCAGCCAACAAGGUAAGUUGA
Mycotypha africana is the source of this 393-nucleotide messenger RNA. RefSeq lists its product as uncharacterized. The record is from RefSeq and is a predicted model, not a curated record. Gene Ontology annotation, biological process: mitotic cell cycle. Bases 1 to 393 code for a protein of 130 amino acids. Lineage: Eukaryota; Fungi; Mucoromycota; Mucoromycetes; Mucorales; Mycotyphaceae. Gene Ontology annotation, cellular component: DASH complex; mitotic spindle. The transcript has a single exon.